AUGCUGUACAACCGCGUACUACUUCGCAGGGAAAUUAAUGCACUGGUCAAGAACAAUAUGAGUAUUGUUGUUGCAGAUGGCGAAAAGGAAAUUUCAGAGCAGGCAAGCAUGACAGAUUCUUCCCAGAGCCCUGUUAUCCACAGUCCUUCAAGACCUCAGUCAACCAGUUCCAGAGAGUAUAGGUUCAAUGAAAGACAAGGGAAUUCGCAGACGGCUGACUCACUUCGGAGACAGGGAGGCCGAAGAAGAUCUCCUGAGACACUGGAAACUGAAGAUGCAUCUGAAAAUAAUAUGCAGGAAGACCCUUCUAAGACAAUUCUGCCCAACAUCCAUGAUAAUAAUACCCAUCCCCAAAACACUAUUGAUGGCACUGUUCGUGUGUAUGGAUAUGGAUUGCCAAUACUUCUGCUGGGGUUGUGGGCUCUUGCAACAUCCCUCCUAUAA
Messenger RNA from Trypanosoma theileri, 444 nucleotides. RefSeq lists its product as uncharacterized. NCBI's taxonomy places the organism in Eukaryota, Euglenozoa, Kinetoplastea, Trypanosomatida, Trypanosomatidae. The transcript has a single exon. The record is from RefSeq and is a predicted model, not a curated record. The coding region runs from base 1 to 444 and encodes 147 amino acids.